This is a messenger RNA of Penaeus monodon (black tiger shrimp), 1281 nucleotides long. RefSeq lists its product as uncharacterized. The coding region runs from base 171 to 644 and encodes 157 amino acids. NCBI's taxonomy places the organism in Eukaryota, Metazoa, Arthropoda, Malacostraca, Decapoda, Penaeidae. The record is from RefSeq and is a predicted model, not a curated record. The transcript is spliced from 2 exons.
CACAUCCCUUCGCUUAGCCAGACGUGCAGCAUAUAUUCUUGGUUCCUGACGUUGAUUCGUGCAAGAGCAAAGAACGUUUUUAUUUCUGCUUUGGAAGAAGUCAGACGGAAGUUACCCUAUUGGUCUCGAAGUUUGGCCGCGUCCGUGUGAAACCGAAAAUUCUGCCGGAGAUGGGAAGGCUGUGCCUGGGAGCGUGCGUGGCGCUGUCGUGCAUCAUCGUGGCCCUCCAGCCCGCCUCCAGCGCCCCUCUCAAGGGGACGGGGAGGAGCCACCCCACGACGCCUCUCCGAGUGCCUGAUGGAGGGCUGACCGAGGCGGACUCGCCGUCCAACGCCGCCUUAAAGCAGCUGCAGCAGCAGCGCUCCGUCGCCGCCUCUCUCGGCGUCCUCGGCUUGAACAAGCGGAUACGCAGAGCCGCCCACGCUCAUCCCGCAAGGAACAUCUUCUCCCCCAUGGACAACGACGACUCCCGCAAGGGCGCCGAGAUGAUGAAACGCGCCCUCAGCCUGUGGGCGACGCUGCACCCGCUCAAGUCCAGCGUCCACGAGGCCGCCCAGCGUCGCCAUGCGCUCAAGCCCUCCGGCGCCGCGGGCGAGACCCCGCUCAGACCCAUCGGCUCGCAGCCGCUGCGCUGGGGAAGAUAAGGCUCGCGCCCACGCCCCCGCCCGUUUCAGCCCGCGGCGGCCAGUGCUAAAGCCUGCAUCCGUCUUAAAGAAUUGCACUCAUUCUUCUUCACGGAUGAUGAGUUUAUCAAUUAAUUUGGAGCCUCGACUCAUGAUUCCAUGAUCACGGGGAGACGUAUAUUUGAUAAGUUCCCAAGACUAUCAAUUUGCGAAAAAUGCUUGUUUCAGAUAGCAUCAAAUCAUAAGGACUGAAAAAUGUGUCGCUGGAAUGGAAGGACUGAAUCACUCGUUAAAAGAGAUUCCUUGAGACAACACACACUCACAUACUCAUGUAUAUCUAUUAAGUGUAGUUUACAGUCUGACGUUUUAUAACUCUAAACCUCAUCUUGUUCUGUAGCGCCAUCGUGUCCACUGUUUCCAGGUAUAUUUAUUUACAAUAGAUAUUAUAUAGAUCGAAUGUGUAUCAUAUUUGAUUUCUAUAUUUUUACCAUAUAUUUUAGUGUCUAUCAUAUUCUUCAACCAUUUUUACAUUGUUUACGCACAUUCAUGUAACAUGUCUUUUUAGUUUCUGACAUAUUCUGACCAUAUUCCUUCUAGAUAUACAUACAGUACAUACAGUAAAUGUAACUAUUAAUGAAAUAAAUAAUAUUUGUCAUGA